Parnassius apollo (apollo) is the source of this 366-nucleotide messenger RNA. Lineage: Eukaryota; Metazoa; Arthropoda; Insecta; Lepidoptera; Papilionidae. The record is from the annotation of a GenBank genome assembly.
AUGGUGGGGACGUUGAGACUCAAUAGAAAGCAUUUACCAAAAGAUUUAGUCACACAAAAACUGAAGAAAGGAGAAAUAAUAGCGACGGAAACGACAGACGAAAAAAUUGGCGUGACGAAAUGGAAAGAUAAGAGAGUCGUUACAACUUUGAGCACUGUUCAUUCGGCGAAGAAAAUGACAGCAGUAAAAACAAAAAGAGGACAAGUUAUUUUCAAACCGGAUUCUGUUGUUGAUUACAAUACUGGCAAGUCAUCAAUAGACGAAACCAACCACCUUCAAUCAGCAGAGAAGCUGCUGGGAGCAGCAGAGGAGCUGCUGGAAGCAGCAAAGAAACUAUUGGAUCCAGCAACAAGCAUCUUUUGGUGA